UUUCUUUGGUUCUUUUCAGCCCGUGCUUGAUUGUGGGUGAAGGUGCUUUUGGAGGAAGAUGGCGGUCGUCGAGGAGGACGGCAGGACCAACUUGAUCGUGAAUUACUUGCCGCAAUCCUUGAGCGAUGACGAGUUCACGGCCUUGUUCGCCCAGGUGGGCCCGUUGGUCAACGAGAAGGUGGUCCGGGACCGGAGUACGGGCUACUCGUACGGCUACGGGUUCGUGGAAUACCAGAGCGCCGAGGACGCGGCCAAGGCCAUCCAGCAGUUGAACGGCUUUCCCAUUCAACACAAGAACAUCAAGGUCAGCUAUUCUCGGCCGGCCGGCGAGCGCAACAAGGACACCAACUUGUACGUGGCCAACUUGGGCCCCCAGGUCACGGAGGACCAGCUGGACGCCAUGUUCAGUCCCUACGGACACAUCGUGACGCUGACCAUUCUGCGCAACAUGGACACGCAGACCUCCAAGGGCACGGGCUUCGUCCGGUACAACGACAAGGAGGAGGCGCAGGCCGCCAUGGCCACGCUCAAUGGAUCUCAGACCCUGCCCGGGGCCCACGGGCCCUUGGUGGUCAAGUUGGCCGAGGAUCACGGCAAGCAAAAGUCGGCCUACUUUGCCCAGAAUGCCAUGGGCGGGGGCGGGGGGAUGGGCGGCGGUUAUGGCGGCGGCGGUGGUCCGGGUGGCGGUCCCGGCGGGUCGGAGGCCACCACUCGCCUGUAUGUGGGUAAUUUGGGUCAGCACAUGACCGAGGACUACUUGAUGAGCAUGUUUUCCACCUACGGGACCGUGACCAACAUCAAGUUGUUGGGCGAGCGCGGGAUCGCCUUCAUUGACUUCCAGACGCAGGCCGAGACCGAUGCCGCCAUGGCCAAUCUGAAUCAGGCCGAGACCAUCGAAGGCGAGCGCUAUCCCAUCAAGGUCAGCUACGCCCGGAAUAACAACAACAGCCAGCGGGGUCGGGGCGGCUUUGGGGGUGGCAGCGGCGGUCGGGGCGGAUUUGGCGGAGGGGGCGGCGGCGGCGGAUAUGGGGGCCGCGGAGGUGGCGGGGGCGGAUAUGGCGGCUAUGAUGAUGGCGGGGCCGGUGGUUAUGCGCCCUACCAGGAUCAAGGGUAUGUGGACUACUCUCAAAACCAGUUCCGUGGACCAAGACCGCGCGGCAAUCCCCACCGAUUCAAUCCCAUGAAUCGCGGCAUGGGCGGCAUGGGCGGCAUGCGCGAUAGUGGGCGAGGCGGGGGCGGACGGGGCAUGCCCCUGCAGCCCUCUCACUACCCACCCCAAUAUUGAUUGAAUGUUGUCAUUAUUGAGUAUCCGAAUGAGAAUGGAAUUUCUAUGGCAAUUCCAAGGUGCGCAUCGUCCUUACUAUGUAUCGCUUCCUAUUUCAGAA
Messenger RNA from Tigriopus californicus, 1385 nucleotides. RefSeq names its product ELAV-like protein 1. Lineage: Eukaryota; Metazoa; Arthropoda; Copepoda; Harpacticoida; Harpacticidae. Gene Ontology annotation, molecular function: poly(U) RNA binding; mRNA 3'-UTR binding; poly(A) binding. The transcript has a single exon. Gene Ontology annotation, cellular component: cytoplasmic stress granule; ribonucleoprotein complex; cytosol. The record is from RefSeq and is a predicted model, not a curated record. Bases 59 to 1285 code for a protein of 408 amino acids.